UCACCUCUACUCCAGCCUCGUGUCAGUGUCGUGGCGUGUGCAAGUGCAAGCUAGUCGCAGCUCGCGCGCGGCUCGUGGACAGUUGAGGCAGAUAGCUCUAGGCUCUAGCCCAGCCAUGGCUGCACCGGUCACCUUCGCCGUGGUCGCGGCGGUGGCGCUCGUCGCGCUGUGCGGCGGCGGCGGCGCGCGGGCGCAGGACAUGGACAACGAGUGGGCGCGGAACAGGGGGUUCUACGGCGGCACCGGCGGCGGCGUGGUCGGCGGUCUGCUGCCGCAGUCGGACGUGGACCUGCUGGAGUUCCCGCUGAACCUGGAGUACCUGGAGGCGGAGUUCUUCUGCUGGUCGGCGCUGGGCUACGGCCUCGACGGCAUCGAUGCCAGCCUCACCGGCGGCGGCCCUGCCCCCGUCGGUGCCCAGACCGCCGCCCUCACCCCCUUCGUCCGCGACAUCGCCACCCAAUUCUGCUACCAAGAAGUCGGCCACCUCAGGGAGAUCAAGCAGAACGUGAAGGGGUUCCCGCGGCCGCUGCUGGACAUCAGCGCGGCGAACUUCGGCAAGAUCGUGGAGACGGCGAUGAACACGACGCUGGACCCGCCCUUCAACCCCUACGAGAACAGCCUCAACUUCCUCCUCGCCUCCUACAUCAUCCCCUACGUCGGCCUCACCGGCUACGUCGGCGCCAACCCCAGGCUCCUCACCCCUCAGGCCAGGAAGCUGGUGGCGGGGCUGUUGGGCGUGGAGUCGGCGCAGGACGCGGUGAUCAGGGCGCUGCUGUACGAGCACGGGCUGUCGCGGGUGGCGAGCUACGGCGUCGGGGUGGCGGAGCUCACGGCGCACAUCUCCGAGCUGCGGAACGUGCUGGGGAGGAAGGGGGUCAAGGACGAGGGGCUGGUGGUGGCGCCGGGGCAGGGGCCGGAGGGGCAGACCGUGGGCAACAUCAUCGCCGGCGACCGCUUCUCGCUCGCCUACGACCGCACGCCCGAGGAGAUCCUCGGCGUCGUGUACGGCUCCGGCGACCCCGCCAAGGCCGGCGGGUUCUUCCCCCAGGGCGCCGACGGCCGCAUCGCCAGAGCCUUCAUCGCCUAGCAAGCCGGCCGACCGAUGGAAGAAAAAGGACAUAGAUACAUCGGAACACAUAUAACUCAUGUUCUUGCAAGCUGUAGACUAUCUAUACACCUUACAUGUGUGUCAGUGUGUGUUUUGUUAUAGAACUUGCAUGGAUAAAUUGGGGAGUGUAUACAUGCAUACUGGAUGGUAAUAUCAAUAAUAAAUAAAGGAGACAUUUACAAAUUUGUCAUUA
Molecule: messenger RNA, 1301 nt
Organism: Oryza sativa Japonica Group (Japanese rice)
Lineage: Eukaryota; Viridiplantae; Streptophyta; Magnoliopsida; Poales; Poaceae
Product: desiccation-related protein PCC13-62
Source: RefSeq, a predicted model, not a curated record